Molecule: messenger RNA, 1158 nt
Organism: Neomonachus schauinslandi (Hawaiian monk seal)
Lineage: Eukaryota; Metazoa; Chordata; Mammalia; Carnivora; Phocidae
Product: zinc finger protein 684-like
Exons: 4
Coding region: 1-1158 (385 amino acids)
Biological process (GO): negative regulation of transcription by RNA polymerase II
Molecular function (GO): DNA-binding transcription repressor activity, RNA polymerase II-specific
Source: RefSeq, a predicted model, not a curated record
AUGAAUGUGCUGUUACAGGGAUCAGUGACAUUCCCGGAUGUGGCUGUGGACUUCACCCCAGAGGAGUGGCAGCUGCUUGACUGUGAGCAGAGAACCUUGUAUUGGGAUGUGAUGUUGGAGAACUUUAGAAACCUCAUCUCAGUGGGGGGCCCAGUUACCCAAACAAAAGCGAUCUUCAAGGCAGAGCAAGGACAAGAGCCAUGGAUGGGGGAGGGGGAGAACCCACGUUGGCGCCAUCCAGAAGUUAUCUGCUUACUCAGUGAUGCACUAGAGAGAGAGGAGGGAAGCAAAAACAAUUUUUUGAACCAAGAUAUGCUCACCUUCAAGAAAACACUGACCAAGGAGAGAGUCCAAAAUUAUAAUCUGAGUAUAAAAUAUAUUUCUUUAAGACAAACACAACGUAAAUGUGAGUCAAAUGGAAAGAGUCUGCAACCUAAUUCACACUUGCUCAGUUAUAAUAAAAGUUAUAUCCGAGAAAACUCUUAUGAAUACAAGGAAUGUGGAAAAGCCUUCAGAAACAAGUUUUGUCUCGUUAAGCAUGAAAAGAAGCCUACAAGAAAAAAAACCUUUGAAUGCAAUGACUGUGGGAAAGCCUUUAACAGUAAGGGACACCUUAUAGCUCAUCAAAAAAUUCAUAGUGGAGAGAGGCCCUAUGUAUGCAAUGAUUGUGGGAAAGCGUUUAUGCAUAAAGCACAACUGGUGGUCCACCAGAGACUCCACAUGGGAGAGAAACCUUACGAAUGCCAUCAGUGCGGGAAGUCAUUCACUUGGCACUCUUCCUUUACCCAACAUGUGAAAUCGCAUACAUUUGAGAACUCAUUUGAAUGUAAAGAAUGUGGGAAAACCUUCAGGUACAGCUCAUCCCUUUAUAAACAUUCUCAAAUUCAUACAGGAGAGAAACUGUACCGAUGUAGAGAAUGUGGCAAAGCCUUUGCAGACUUCUCAGUGCUAGUCAUGCAUCAGAGGAUUCAUACAGGCGAGAAACCCCAUGGGUGUACUAAAUGUGGCAAAGCCUUCAUCAAGAAGUCACAUCUCCUUAAACAUUACUUAACUCAUACAGCAGAGCAACAAAACAAAUGUAGUGCGUGUGGGAAAUCUUUUAACCAGAAGACUCUCAUUCUCCAUCAAAGGAGUCAUAAAAACAGGGAAGCUGUGUGA